AGUGAAUUUGAGAAGCUUGAGGAUUCAACAAAGCCAGAGAUCAAACGGUGCAACCUCUCUAAUGUUAUUUUGCAGCUCAAGGCUUUAGGUGUUGAUGAUAUUAUAGGAUUUGAUUUCCUGGAAAAACCAUCAAGGGCAGCUAUUCAAAAAUUGUUGGAGGAGCUGUUUCUGCUGGGUGCUUUGACAGAUGACUGUACGUUGUCGGAUCCUGUUGGGCAUCAAAUGGCUUGGCUUCCCUUAGACCCUGUUUAUUCCAAAGCUCUCAUCCUUGCUAAUCAGUUCAACUGCUUGGAAGAAAUGUUGAUAGCUGUUUCAAUGCUCUCUGUGGAAUUUAUUUUUUAUAAUCCUUGUGAGAAGUCAGAAGAGUGGCCAACUACUGAUUUGGUGGACUUGGUGAACAACAACACUCAAGCAUUUUGGCUGGAUGAAAUGACAUUAAUGCAAUCAGAAUAUAGCAAAAAUGUAUUUCAUAAAGGUUAUUGGCAAUCAUCUUCUCUUUCCACCUACAACAUUUUUGAGCAUUUGGAUCACUACAGAUCAAGAUAUGACUAAAAUACUGAGUAGUGGACGUGGUGAAUAGUUCUCAAGCUCUUGUCUAGAUGAAAUAUCAUUGCAAAUAUCAAAAUUUGAGCAGUUAGUUCUUAUGAAAGUUGUUAGAAAUUGUUUUAUCUUUCCACCCACCAAAUUUGACAUCAUUUUGCCUUCUAGAACUCCAACUAUGGAUAAAAUGACAUCAGAUUUGGUAGGUGGAAAGAUAAGAUAAUUUCCAACAACUUUCAUAAGGACCACCUACUCAAAUUCUGAUAUUUGCAGUGACAUUUUAUCUAGACAAGGGCUUGAGGUCUACUCAUCACGUCCAUCAAAAGCGCUACUCAGUAUGUUAGUCAUAUCUUGAUCUGUAGUGAUUCAAAUACUCAGAAAUGUUGUGGGUGGAAAAAGAAGAU
This is a messenger RNA of Populus euphratica (Euphrates poplar), 944 nucleotides long. Its product is annotated as pre-mRNA-splicing factor ATP-dependent RNA helicase PRP16-like. The record is from RefSeq and is a predicted model, not a curated record. The transcript is spliced from 3 exons. NCBI's taxonomy places the organism in Eukaryota, Viridiplantae, Streptophyta, Magnoliopsida, Malpighiales, Salicaceae. The coding region runs from base 223 to 552 and encodes 109 amino acids.